CCAUUCACGAGGACCAUCCUCUUCUUCCACUUCUAAGAAGCAUCAGGGCAAGACAUUUUUUACAAAGGCAAUUCCACUUCCAGUUGAAUUCCAAGGUCAUGUCUUUGUCGCGUCUUUUGAUGCCUUGGGAUCUCUUUAUAUUGCUCCUGAUCAGCAUUUUUCCUGUAGGCGAAGGCCAUAAAUUGCAGCAGGGACAGCUUUGCAAGUCCACUUGCUCAGCGUCAUGGAAUAUGCAGAAAGGUCAGAGGCAUACAUACAGGUACAGCACCACCAUCACAAGCUCCAUGAAAGGACCCACAUCAGGAGGAAGUCAACUAGCUUUCGACUGUGUGGUCGACAUCGACACGCUUCCAGGAUGUCCAGACAUGCUUUUACGCCUGAGAAAUCCACAAAUUAAGCAAAGCUCUCCGAAAAAGGAAAACUCCGUGCUACGCUUGAAAAACAUACGAGAGGCGCUGGAGAAAAAGCCCCUGCGGUUCCUGCUUCAGGGGGGAAAGGUCACAGCCUUGUGCCCACAGGGAACCGAGCAGGUGUGGGCUCUGAACAUCAAGAGAGCCAUACUGAGCAUGCUCCAGACCUCCCACUCCGGACGGGUCAGAGAGACUGUGAAAGAAACUGAUAUAUAUGGGACGUGCAUCAGUUCCUAUGAGUUGAAGGGCACUUCUCUAGUGAAGACACGGCAUCUGCAGCAAUGCCUGCAAGACAGAGUGAAUGAUUUUUGGCAGAAUUCUGUCCCUCUCAAAGAUGACAGGACAGUGAAUGCCAACCUCAAAUGUACCCAGCACUAUGGCACAACCAUAAUGGACAGGGUGAACUGCACCGAGACGGUGGUACUUGUGCCCUUGUCAGGGUCAUUAGACAUGGCACAGACCAGCACUGUCUCAACCCUGACUCUUUUGAGAACCCUGGAUGGGAUACAAAUAGAUUCAGGGUUGCAUGACGAAGGAUAUUUGACUGAUCUGCAGUUUGACAUGGAUGCUGUGAAACCAAGCCAAAGAGGAUCACGCUUGAUUCAGGAGCUUUCUAGCACAGUGAGGAGGAUUUGCGCUAACUCGGCAGAUCAACAACAGCAAUCAGAUUUGUUUCUGAGUCUGGCCCUACAAUUAAGAACUUUGACACUCCAGCAGCUGAGUGAAGUCUGGCAAGAGGUGUCCUUUAAAUGCCUUGAUGACUGGCAGCCUUUGCUAGAGGCACUACCAUCGUGCGGAUCUGAAGCAUGCAUCCAGUUCACAACAAACCUCAUCCUCAACAAGGAGAUUGGUCAAGAUCAUAUCACCUCCUUCCUUAGUACCGUCACAUUUACUUCCUAUCCUACAUCAUCAAUGAUCAACCAUAUCAGUUCUCUGCUGAAACUUCCUCCGAUUCGUCCAAAGACUUUACUCGCUGUUUCUUCACUUGUCCACCGCUUCUGCCAGAGGGAACGGACUCCAUGUAGUCAGAUCCCUGCGGUCCAAGAGCUUGUGCUGGUUUUGAAGGAGGAUCUAAGACAAAGCUGUGGAGGGCAAGAACCCUUACCAAUUACAGAGCUGCUACAUGUUUUGAAAGCAGUAGAGAAUAUAGGUCUGCCUGAAUUCAUACCUCCGUUGAAAAUUUGUAUUCACAACCACUCGGCACCCGAAGAGCUUCGAUUAGCUGUUGUGCAAGCUUUCAGACACAUCCCCUGUCACAGAAAGCGAGGAGUUCUUGCUUGGACAUACCAGCAGCUUCAAGAGGAUGUGGAGAUUAGGAUUGCUGCAUAUCAGCAGCUCAUGUCCUGUCCUGACCAGGAAGUGUUUAGGAUCGUAAAAGACACCUUAAGCAAUGAAACAUCUACCCAAGUUGGGUCUUUUGUUUGGAGCCAUCUCUUCAACAUCCUGAAAACAGAAGACCCUCUGAAGAAAGACCUAAUGGAGUCAUUGCCACAUGACAUCAUCAGUAAAGACUUUGAGGCUGAACCAUGGAAAUAUUCGUCACACAUGGACAUUACAAUGGAUACUGGAGCGGCAAUUCUCAAUACUGAGGGAGCUUUGGUUUUCUCCCCAAUGUCCUUUCUGCCACGUUCUGCAAUGGCCAAUCUGACAGCUUACAUCUUGGGCAGAUCAUUUAAUAUUUUAGAGGUUUCUUUCAGAAUGGAAAAUGCAGAGUCUUUUCUCUGGAGCAUGUUUGAAGGUCAGCAUGCUGCUACUAAUAAAAGUCCUACAGAUCAAACAGUAUCUACCUCACAUGGGAAGAAAAAGCAGAAAAGAAAUGAGAGCAGGUUGUCUAGUCAACAAGAAAAUGCAAAUGAAAACGAAGACUGCAAGUCCAACAUAUUAAGUCCUCUCAAAUCUAAGUUCACAGGAAAGAGGAAAAGCCACAAUGAGUUUCAAUGCUGGAUUAAUGUGAAGAUGUUUGGUAAUGAUCUCACAUACAUGACCUGCAAUGAAAUGCUUGGCAAAUUGAGAGAGCUCUCGCUCAGUGUAGCUGGUUUCACUGUGAAGCUUCUGAAGGGUCAGGAGGUUAAGUUAAACCACAGGGCAGUUGUGCUGGCAGAAGAUCUGGUCUUACCAUCACUUUCAGGGUUGCCCAUAAAGCUGAACAUCAACAUGUCCUCUUUUUAUUCACUCUGGGUGAAAGGUAGUGCUAACUUUAAGGACUGGUCUCAGUUCUCCUUGGCUGGAUAUGUUAAACCAAAGGCAUUUGUUGACAUCUCAGCAAGAAUGGGAGUGGAUGGAGGUUUUGGUCGAGUUGGAUUGGAGUGGGUCACCCAAUUCAGAACAUCCACCACCUUGGAUGGAGGCAUCUAUGUGCACAAUGGACAAAGUUUGAAGAUGGUUCUCAACACACCUGAUGAUGUUAUGGAAAUUUUGUCCUUUAGUUUCAGAAUGUAUCGCAUAAGUGGAGAAAGUAGAGAAGAGCUCACACCAAGGAAUCUCAAAGAGAAGACUACCUGUUCUCCAAAAACAUGGUCAAAGAUGCUUGGAUGGCAAUUAUGCACUGAUGUCACCUACCCAGUGCUGCUGAUGGGAAAAAGUUUUCCACCUCCUGGCCCAAUGAUCUUUAGCUUGAGGCUUCAAAAACUGGAUAGAGUCCUUCAAAAGUACCUUUUAGAAGCAGCUUAUUCCUUUGUUCCCAAGCAAAACUCCUGGAUCCCACGUGAAGCCAACCUUCUCAUCUUCCUUGGAACCCCACAAUCCACUAUCCCCCGAGAUAUAUCUUUGGACUUCAAUCUCAAUCCUCAGAGGCUAAUUCUUAAAAUUGUUCACCCACAGAAAUCCAUUCUGAUUCAAGGGCAAUUUGAUGAAGUGAAUGGUCAGAGGUCAGGUAAAGCUGAAAUACUAAUAGAUGACAAGUACCAUUAUUAUCUAAAGGGAUUGAUAGAGACUCUGAAUCUACCAUCAGAAAAGAGAACACAAUACCAGCUGGAGGCCAAGUUUGCAGCAGAUGGGCAUCCAGUCAUACUCUCUGCUAAUGUCACACAUGGGCUCAACAGGAAGAUCAAUGUCUCUGCUAAGUUGAAAAAUGUCUUCAUUAAGGAUGCUGCCUUUUCAGUGCAGGUGGAGCGGAGGCAGGAUGAAGGCAAGAGGCAGUACUCAUUGGAUGCAGGUCUCCUGUUGCCUUACUUACUUAACACCAGGAUAUUAGGACUACUUGAAAACAGGGGGUUGGAGUGGACCUCUGGCUUGAGGAUCAGAUAUGGGGUGCAAGAGGAUUCAGAAAACACGCAAGAGUGCCACAUGUCUCAAAACCUGAGACAUGAGGUCAAGCCAGCUGAGAAGCACUAUGGCAUGACAGUAGAGCAUGAACUCCAAUGUUCCCACAUGACAUUUAUCAACCACAGGAUUCAGAUGCAACAUGAAAGGAGCCCCAUUCAUAUCCAGUCUUCACUUGACCUGAGCUAUGGCAAUCACUGGAACCAAGGUAGCAACAAACAAAGAGUCCUCUUGAAUCAGUCCAUCAGGAACCAGUCUGGACCGAGUCUUACCAGUUAUGCUCUAGAGUUUAGCUUACGAAUCCCAGACAAAGGACUGAAUUGCAAAACUCAGUUCCUAUACUCCCACCAGAAAAGAAGGCAGUCUGAGAUGAGCACCCAUCUGAAGGUCAAUUAUAAUGACCAGAUUCCCCUAGUAGCUGGGCUUCAUUGGAAAGACAUGUCUGCAAAAUCUUCAUUACGGAAAUGGGAAGGGUCCUUAAACAUGGACACACCUUGGAUGUAUGUCUACAUGGCUCAUAAGUUAUCUCAGCUCCAGCAUGGUACUUCCCAGUUCACUUCUGAAAUUACAACCCGCAAGAUGAUUACGAUUAGCAACUUGAUGGUGGAUGGUCUCUACAGGGAAAGGGGCAGAGACAGAGAGGGGCACUUAUAUAUAUUUACACCAACAGUCACCUAUAUGAAGGUUGGUGGCUACAUCGUAGCGGGAAAACGUAGAGUUAACGCCUCGUGUUCUAUCAGUACAGCUUGGAUGCCAACCUUGAGAGGUGAGAUUUCACUGGGGAAUGGAAAAGAGCUAAAGACUCUAGAUAUGAGCACCGGCUAUGGCAAGGAGAACCUCAACAUCUCUGCAAGCCUCAACACUGUAGAUAAGAAGCUUAAGAAGAGGUUCUUGAUGAUGACUAUAACUCUAUCAGACCUAAACAAUUCUUACUUUGAGCUGGAUAUUGGUGGUAGGGUGGAAGAGAUGAGGAAGGAUGUGAACUUGUAUCAAAAACGAUGGGUUCUACACUUCAGGCAGCCAUAUAAGUUCCUUCCACAAAGUCUACACCUGCAGAAGACAUUCACCGUUGAUCUGCAUAAAGGAAUCUACAUUUUUGAGUCAAAGCUGCUGCUUAGCGACAACCGAAAAGCUAUUCAUGUGCUGACUCUUGGAUUUCGACCACAGCACUUUCAACCAUAUGUGUGUUCCUCCCUGAUUAAUUCUUUUAACUUGGAAAAUGUCCCACAAGACUUGGAAAUUUGCAUUAGUAUCUACAAAAACCAGACUAUGCAAGUGCUGCAAGGGAGGAUGCUGAUCGCUAAGAAGGAGAAGGUGCUGGUUCUGGGUCAGGUCCAACUUUAUGAUGAAGGUUCUCAGCAAGGUGUUGUAAUCAAAGUCAACCUUACUCAGUUGCUACAGAUGAAAAUUCCCUCCUUGGUAACUUUUGAUGGUGAGGCGAUGAGAAGUUACAGGACGAGUAAAGACUUUAAAUACAUCGCAAAAGGAAAUGUGGCCAUCGAUGACAAGGACUAUGAUGCAUAUUUGUCAUUAGAGAAGACUCCUUCUGGAAAUAUCAGUAGUUCUGGAUAUCUGAGGUCUGAUGGCAAGAUAAAUGCUAUGCUAGAUGUUUCUCUAGCUAAUGCUAUACGAAAGAACGUUCACGCGGUCGACUUGACCCUCAGCUUUCAGCAAACUUUAUUUCCACCGGUCAUCGCGGAACUCCACCUUCAUCUCAGUGCAAACUCUUCUUCAGACAGUUUCUUUGUUUUGUGUGCACUGAGAAAGAGUGAUGAGGUGUUUCAGGCUCAGCUGAAUGCAGCUCUAGAGCAAAACCCUGGACUCCGGUUAUCUCUUUUAGGGGACUUGAAUGUUUCACUGUCUGGCGUUUCAGUCCUGACGCAUGUCUCCAGUUUAGCAGGACUGCUGGAUCAGGCAAAGUGUCUGACUGAGGGAUACCUGACGUUAACAGUAGACCAAGCUGUAUAUCGUGUGGAGAUGAAACACACAAAGUCUAGGUUUAAAGAAGAAACAAAUGGGUCUGAAAGUGCCUGGAUUUGUGUCCUGGCUCAGGAGAAGUCCCUCUGCAUGAACAUUAGCAGGAUCUUUAUAGAGCAUGAAGAGAAUGCUCUCCAAGCCCAACUCGAUCACUCCUUUCCUUUGUUGCUCUCAGCAGGAAUCCCGUUUACCACCAGCUGCAUGGUGGAUGUGAAGCAGUGUAAAAGUGGUCUGUCUGCUGAGCUUGUGCUCCAUGCUGGAGCCCAAGAGCUGAAGCUCAUGCUGCAGAGAAGACUGCACAACUCUACAGAAAUUGCCGGGCAUUUACUGGUGAACUGCAUGGGGAGGAUCGGACUAGACCACCUGCUGGGUUACUGCUACUCAGAGGCGCUGGAUCAGUCGCUUAGGAUGGAGAUACAGGCUAAUCUCUCAGAUUCCAUCCAAAUUCUGCCAGAAAACCAAGGAACCCUGUCAUUGCUACUUAAGAUCCUGGGACACCACUUAACGCCCAGCACUGGCCUGAUGGUUAAUGUUCACCACAACAUUUCUUCUCUACAACCUUAUGUCCCGUUUGGGUUUAACACCAAGUCACAGCUGAAUCGAUCGUCUUCUUCGGUUAAGGCCGCAGCAGAGUUAGUGAUAGACGAUCAUGGGAUGCGUUUUAAAGGACAGGCUUCACAGACAAAGCUUGGAUUCAAGCAAGUGUUCGAGCUUUACCACUCUUUACCUCAGCUGAUGACCGUUCCAUCAAGUCUUUUAGUCAAGACAUGGUAUGCCGGACGCAACGGAUCGCACGUCCUCACACACCAAACACAGUGGAUGGAUGAAAACUCACCUGCACCUACAGGGCUACAGCAAUGGAAAUCGAGACAGAUAGAUGAAUUCGGGCCUCAGACUCGAGGAUGGGGGCUGGAAGUGAGGUUUGAGAAUGACACUCAGAGCAAACGUGGCAACGUUGUCAUCGAAUGGGAUCUGACUGGAGCACAGGAGCAGAUACAAGCUACAGGUUCUUGGAACUCUGCAGGCACACAGAGCGAAGCUGUGCUUGAGCUCAAACAACCUUUUACGCCUGCUCUCCCAUACGUACACCUGCAAGUGCUGUCACAUGACCACGAACAAGGACAUGGCAGGAACAAUCAGCUCCAUCUGUCCUGGGAUCAUGGGACGCCUGUGAACGUCUCUGUAACAGUUAAUAACCAGAGCCACAAGGACUUCAGCAUGAUGCAGGCGUGUGUUUUUGUCUCACCGGGACAGAUGCGGUCAGUUCUCCCUCUUGUGGAGGCCCACGGCUGCGCCUCCAUGGCACAAGAAGGAAAAUUCUCCUUCUCUCAAAACGCAGAGCUCAAGUGGGGUGACAAGAAAAUGAUUCAAAGCAUGAAAUAUCAGAAAACUGACAGAGGAAUGCACACUGUCCAGAUGGAAACUUCAGCCCAGAACAUCUCGCCUGGUCCAUGUUCUUCUCAUACACUCCGAGCUCAGAUACACUCUAAUCUCAAAGACCUCCUGGAACACCAUGUCCUUCUGGGGCUCUGUCCUCCACAACCGGCUCUGUCUUGGUCAGGUUCUCACCGAGUGAAUUCAGGGAAGGAUUUGCUGUAUAGUCACACCAGCGUGUCGCUUUCUGACCAGACCCAGAACAAUGCAUUUGUUUUGGCACUCAGGAACACCAGCAGUGCUCAACGUAGCCACUACUCCCUGCUCACUGAGUGGAAAAUGGGAAACUGGAGUAUUGAGCUGGGAGGAAAUGUACACACCACGAGCAGAAACUCAGCGCUGCAGGUUCAGGCGAAACUUGACCGCAACGAGCUCGUCUGGCUGCAGACCAUGCUGGGAAAGCGCUGUUUACAAGCUGCUGCUGGAUACGACGGUGAUUCAUCUGAUGACCUCCGGAUGACCCUUUGCUUGGAAGGAAACCACUGGUUAACCUUCAAGACCCAAAGAGGAGGCAGCGGCAUGGAGAACGAGACAUUAGCACUAAUCUCCAUGGGAGCGGUGGAUCGCGGCCUGGUCUUUCGCGCCAAGGGAUGUGAGGCAUGCUUAGCCGCGACAGAGGCACGGCUGCAACAGUUAGGCACGCACAUGAAGAAGAAGCUGCUGCAGAGAGUUCAAAGGCUGCACCAUCUUCUUCUGGACUUCAGGAGACAGGCCGGAGGAAAUGAGCCUGUGCAGGAGCUGAGCCAGUCGAUCCUGCACAUGAUGCGCCGAGCCGAAAACCUGCUGCUGCAGAGAGGGUCGUUGCCGUGGGACCUCUGGAUGUCUGGUUCUGUCCGUCACGCGUUCACACACAGCCUUCCACGAACGCUCCAAAUUCUACAGCACAUGUCUCAACUCGUACAGCAAGAGCUGAGAAAGCCGUUGGCCACUCUUGCCGGAGCGUACCAUGACGUUACUGGAGAGCGUCUGGACGUGAUGUGGCAUGGCUUACUGGACAUGUGGGGUCGAGUCCUGGAGCAGAUGCUGCCUGCAGUUUUACAUAAUCACCACCUUAGGACGCCAUCAAUAACCGCUCUCCGCACUGCCAUCACCGCAGUGGACCUGGUCAUGCAGCACACAGUCCAGUGGGCCGAGUCCAGACUGGCCAUGAUGUUAGUAGGAUUUAGAAGACAGCUUGCUUUCAUGUACAAGUUCUCUGAAAGGGAAGGGGAAAUGACAGUGAGUCUUCCUGUACCACGUAAUCCAUGGACAAAACGGUCAGUGGUCAGCAUAGCAGAAGUCAUUGUGGAGGAGUUCCUCAUGAAGCCUCUGCUCUCACUGAACUCAGCGAGCAUCACAGCGGAGCUCUACAGGCUGAAGAGGAAACUGAUGGACAGUCCUUUCAAUCAUCAAGCGUUUCUUGUGGCUGAUGGAUUCAUCGUGUCAUUCGAUGGACAAGUGUUAAAGAUACCAGAUUCCUGUGACCUUGUCUUAGCUGCUGAUGUCACCACGAAUGCAUUUGUGAUCACUUUAAAAUCGGACCAAAAAGAAAAGCAGCAUUCCCUUAUGGUUCAACUGCAAAACACCACCAUUAUUGUCCGUCCAAAAGGGCAGCAGAUGGAAGUGGAUUGCCGUAGCAUACACACACCCUUCACUAAUUCUGACGUGACUGUGACCCGAGAGCUGAACCUCCUUACAGUGUCCAAUAGAAAAGGAUUACUGGUGACAUGUGACCCCUCUCUAAGCACUUGCAGUGUAACUCUAGAUGGAUGGCUGCAUGGGAUAUCCAGAGGACUUCUAGGAACCAAUGAUAACGAGGUGGGAAAUGAUUAUUUACUGCCAAAUGGCUCACAGGCCCACAGCAUGGACGAGUUCACGCAAGGAUGGAAUAUGGGUUCUAACUGUGUGAGUGUGGAAUCUGAGUCUUGCACGAACCGAAUGGCAGCCAACCUGUCCUGUUCGCUUUUCUUCUCCUCCACCAUGUCUCCUCUCAGCUCCUGCUUUAGAGUGGUAGACCCUAAGCAGUUUCUCAUGAUGUGUGAAAGGAGCCAGUGUGAUGCUCUAGAUGCUACCAGGACCUCUGUGUGCAAGCUGGCAUUAGCAUAUGUUCAGUUGUGCCAUAGAAACUAUAUUCCUCUGGAGUUACCUAUACAGUGUGCAUAAGGAAAGCCUUGAAGAAGCUGAAGAAGUUUUAACUAACAAACAUUCACUACGCAUAACCACUUUAGACACCUUCGAAAUGAAUCACAUUCACGGUAUCUUCUCCUUCUUCUACUUUUAACAUCUGCAGCGCGAUGAAGACCAAUUUUCAGGAUUAACAAGCCUCCAAGCGAUCUGGACAAAUGUACGCAAGGGUUGUUUCAACCAAAACCAAAAGGCAUAAAAAUUUUAUACGCUCAAUAAAAAAAAAAAAAUGGAGCAAGGUGUGUCCCCCAUAUGUCCGAAUCAGCAUGCCUUGUCCUUUCCUUUGGACUUGGAAACCGCAGCCAGGAAAAACAAGUUGUAAAAUUUGAAGGAGAAAUAUCCAUUAAAGAUAGAAAAUAUUAAAAAAAUGAUCUUUUUUUCCCCAGAAGGGAACAUCAGUGUGAAAAAAAUCUCCAUGCUAAUAAAUCUUUAGAGAAGAUG
Molecule: messenger RNA, 9686 nt
Organism: Hemibagrus wyckioides
Lineage: Eukaryota; Metazoa; Chordata; Actinopteri; Siluriformes; Bagridae
Gene: apoltp
Product: apolipophorins
Exons: 63
Coding region: 99-9224 (3041 amino acids)
Biological process (GO): lipid transport
Molecular function (GO): lipid carrier activity
Source: RefSeq, a predicted model, not a curated record